AUGUUCAGUGUAGUGAACGAUAAAAUACCUCAGAUUGUUUUCGCGUUUGCAGCGUCUCUGGGAGCGUUCGUCAUCGGCACAGUGCUCGGAUGGUCCUCGCCGACGCUGACGAUGUUGGAGAACGGGACCGCUGUUAGCUUCGAGGUUUCGUCCAUGGCAGCGGCGACCGCGUGCUCGCUGUUCGGCGUGGGCGCUGUGAUCGGCGCUGUACCGGCUGGUGCCGUUUCGUCUGUGUUCGGCCGACGCGUGUCGCUCAUCGUCAGCGAGGCGCACGUGGUCUUCGGGUGGUUGAUGAUCGCGUUCCCGAAGGCCGCGCGGAUGCUGUACGUAGGCCGGAUUCUGCAGGGCGUCGGGUGCGGUGCAAUGUGCACCAUAAUACCCAUGUACGUCGGCGAGAUAGCCGAACCCGAAAUCCGAGGGUUUCUCGGUGGUUUAUACCAGUUGUUUGUCGUGUCCGGCAUUUUGUACUCGUAUGUGCUCGGAAACUUUUUGAGUUACACCCAACUCAACUUGGCGUGUGGCGUGUGGAUGGUCCUCCACAUCCUGGGAGUGCUGUACAUACCGGAAUCACCAUAUUUCCUCAUCCAGGAAGACAAAAAAGUUUGCGCCGAGGAGGCAUUGGCCCGGCUUCGGGAUGCCGAUCACGACUGCAAGACUGAACUCGCCGAGAUACAAAAAUUCGUUGAAGAAGAGCAAAAAAACAGUUAUACGGCACGCGAAGUGCUUGAGAAGGACGUGAACCGGAGGGCGCUGACAAUCGGUAUCGGUUGCAUGUUCUUCCAACAGAUGACCGGCAUCAACGCGAUCAUAUUCUAUAUGAAACAUGUGUUCGAAAUUACGGGAAGUGACAUUAGUCCUGAAGUAUGCACGACCGUUGUUGGUACAAUACAGGUGGUAAUGACAUUCGUAUCUAUGAUGAUCACGGACAAGUUUGGCAGACGCUCGUUAAUGGUGUACUCGAUGACUUCGAUGGGCCUCUGUUUACUAGCACUGUCGUACUAUUUUUUUUCAAAAAAAUACAACCCUCACGUGGCCCAAACGCUGGACUGGUUACCACUCUUGACUAUAGUGUUGUACAUUUCAAUGUUCUCGAUUGGUUGCGGCCCCAUACCGUACAUAAUUAUCGGGGAAAUAUUCUCAUCAGAACUCAAGUCGAUGGGCACGGGCAUGUCAAUUGCCACCAAUUGGAUAUUGGUCUGGCUGGUAACGUGUCUGGCCGAACCUAUGGACAAAUUUAUCGGUCCGAGUGGUACAUUUUUCGUGUACUCUGGAUUCUGUUUUAUGGGCAUGUUGUUUGUCGUCAACUGUGUACCGGAGACUAAAAAUCGAUCUUUAGCUGUGAUUCAAUCGGACCUGGAAAAGAACUAAUAAACGAUUGUACGGUAAUUUAUCUCGUUGGAGUGAAAUCGUUAAAACCACUCAUCUAUAUAAACACAAUGUCAUUUUGAUUACAAUUUAAUGUAUGAUUGAGAUCUAGAUAAUAAAAUGUUUUUAUACGAUAUUAUUAAUAAUGAUAAAAUAAAUUUAUGUGAUUUAGAAAUGAUGUACUUGACAAAGAUAUUUCAA
Molecule: messenger RNA, 1566 nt
Organism: Rhopalosiphum maidis (corn leaf aphid)
Lineage: Eukaryota; Metazoa; Arthropoda; Insecta; Hemiptera; Aphididae
Product: facilitated trehalose transporter Tret1-2 homolog
Exons: 6
Coding region: 1-1368 (455 amino acids)
Biological process (GO): transmembrane transport; carbohydrate transport
Cellular component (GO): membrane
Molecular function (GO): sugar transmembrane transporter activity
Source: RefSeq, a predicted model, not a curated record